Molecule: messenger RNA, 783 nt
Organism: Prorocentrum cordatum
Lineage: Eukaryota; Dinophyceae; Prorocentrales; Prorocentraceae
Source: the annotation of a GenBank genome assembly
CCGAAGGGGAGGAUGAGGAAAGGAGGGGAGGGAGAGGGAGGUGCGGCUGGGCGCCCCAGGCACGCCGAGAGCCGGUGGAACCGGGCGCAGGCCAGCGGCGACCUUAUCAGUUUGCUCUGGGAGAACGACCACGGGCUUACGGAGGACCUGGGGCUGCGAAUGGCCGCGGCGCUGCGCCAGCGCAUCCGAGCCACGCGGGAAGCGCAGAACGGCGCGGGCAGCAAGGCGGACUGGGCAUCGCACUUCAUGAGCUCCGACAUCGUUUACUCCUCGCCCCUCACGCGGGCCCUGGAAACGACGUGUGUGGCGCUGAAGGACGACGUCAUCGCUUCCAAGGGCGUUGUCGUGAUGCGGGAGGCGCGCGAGCAGAAGAACAGCAUCGGCAGCGUCGAUUCCACCGGCGUUGCCGUGGGCGAGAGGAUCCGGGACCGCGUGCAGGAGGACCUCAGGGCCGUCCUGGAGGCCGCCUGCGAGGGGACGGGGGAGACGCCCGAGGCUCCCGCCGACCGCGCCCUGGCGGACGCCUGGGAGUCCCUGGAGGCGCUCGCCAACCUGCCUCUUGACACCAGCGGGGUCGAGGACGAAUGGUGGGGCCCGCUCUCCGGGGACCACGAGGAGCUUCGAUUGCAUGACACGUACUUGGCUUUCUGUCUGUCGUCUUCCAGGUUACUAUCCUUCCUGCCAUCUCAAGUUUGCAAUACCAGCUGCAGCAGCUGCAGCCGUGCCACAGAAGAGAACCGAGCAUGAUAAUGUGUAGUACCCUUAGCACUCGCAGUAGUAGCA